AUGUCGCUGCCGCGCCGCUCGUACGACCCGCGCCGCGUGUGCCUGCUGCCGCUGCCGCCGCUGCCCGCCUUCAUCCGCACCAACAAGCGCACGCUCGGCAUCUACCUCUCCGGCGCCGCCUUCGCCCUCGGCUGGUGGGUCUUCCUCGACGCCGUGCUGCUCAGCAGCAUCUCGAUGCGCGCGCCGCCCGAGGACGAGCCGUGGAGCCCGCCGGCGACGAGCAUGGGCUUCAGCGACUGGCUGCCCGGCCUCUGCGCCACGCUCGGCAUGAUCGUCGUCAACCUCAUCGACAAGCAGCUGCUCGGCGACGCCGGCGGCACGUUUGCCUUUGGCGGCGGCAGCGGCGGCGGCUGGGGCGAGGGCGGCGUGCAGUGGCGCGCGCGCAUGUUCCUCUUCGUCGGCUUUGCCCUCCUCGCCGGCGGCCUCGCGGGCAGCUUCACGGUGCUCACCGUCAAGUACCUCGUGCCCGUGCUGCCGCCGGGGUACGAGUACUACGGCGUCGCCAACGUGGCGCAGAACGGCGCGCUCAUGCUCAGCACCAUCCUGCUCUGGAUGAGCCAGAGCGCCGAGGGCGAGUACGAGUACCAGCUGCACAUCUGA
Tilletiopsis washingtonensis is the source of this 600-nucleotide messenger RNA. Its product is annotated as UPF0220-domain-containing protein. Gene Ontology annotation, biological process: protein targeting to vacuole; late endosome to vacuole transport via multivesicular body sorting pathway. Gene Ontology annotation, cellular component: Vps55/Vps68 complex; fungal-type vacuole membrane. Lineage: Eukaryota; Fungi; Basidiomycota; Exobasidiomycetes; Entylomatales. The transcript has 2 exons. The coding region runs from base 1 to 600 and encodes 199 amino acids. The record is from RefSeq and is a predicted model, not a curated record.